AUGAAGCCGCUCCGGCGCUUCAGCUUCACUCUGUGGACUCUCCUGGUAUUCAGCGCUCUCCUCCCGUGGCUGGAGCCCAUGGGUGUGGGCGUGUGCGCGUUCAACCGCGAUUUCCACCAGCAUCAUGAGGAAGCUCUGAUGGCAGGGCACGGAGUACAGCGAUGGGUAUCUGCUGCCAGCAGCUGUGCGGCUCUGCAGCGCAGUGAGAGUCGAUACAACCACAGUAACAACUCUAGCUGCAACCACCACAACUACCGCAACUACAUCUGCAGCUACUACCACGGCAACACUUUCUCCUACAACCACAACAGUUCAACUUUCACCACUGCACCAGCAACUUUCACCACUGCACCAGCAACUUUCACCACUGCACCAGCAACUUCAACCACUGCAGCAACAACUUUAACUGCUACACCAACAACUUUAACCGCUUCACCAGCACCUUUAACCACUGCACCAGCAACUUCAACCGCUGCACCAGCAACUUCAACCGCUGCAUCAGCAACUUCAACCGCUGCACUAGCAACUUCAACCGCUGCAUUAGCAACUUCAACCACUGCACUAGCAACUUCAACCACUGCACCAACUUCAACCGCUGCACUAGCAACUUCAACCGCUGCAUCAGCAACUUCAACCACUGCACUAGCAACUUCAACCGCUGCAUCAGCAACUUCAACCACUGCACCAACUUCAACCGCUGCACCAACAACUCCAGCCGCUGCACCAACAACUCCAGCCGCUGCACUAGCAACUUCAACCACUGCACUAGCAACUUCAACCACUGCACUAGCAACUUUAACCACUGCACCAGCAACUUCAACCACUGCACUAGCAACUUUAACCACUGCACCAGCAACUUCAACCACUGCACUAGCAACUUUAACCACUGCACCAGCAACUUUAACCACUGCACCAACAACUUCAGUCACUGCACUAGCAACUUUAACCACUGCACCAACAACUUCAACUGCUGCAUCAGCAACUUCAACCACUGCACUGGCAACAUCAAACACUGCACCAACAAUAACAGCAACCACAAUAACAGCUGCCCCUACAACCACAUUAACCACAAUAACUGACAUCUCUACAACCAUGACAGCUGAACCAUCAACAAUGACAGCUGAAACAUCAACCAUGACAGCUGAACCAUCAACAAUGACAGCUGAACCAUCAACAAUGACAGCUGAACCAACAACCACGACAGCUGAACCAACAACUACAAUUAAGGCACCUGGAAAUGUGGCGAAUCUCAGUGUGGAAAGUGUCACAACAUCCUCUGUGAAAGUGACCUGGAGCAAAAUGGAUAAUGCAAGCUACCGAGUAUACUGGACAAAAGGAGAAAUUACAAAAAAUGAAACAGUAACACAAAACUUCAAAAACAUCACAGGACUAGAUCCUGGGGUUCAGUACAAUAUAAGUGUUACUGCUGUUGCAUCUGAUAAUGUCACUGAAGGAACGCCUGACACGACGUCUGCCUACACAAAACCUGAAGCAGUGAUCAGUCUUGCUGUCACUGGUAUAACAACAACCUCUGUGUCUUUGAGCUGGACUAAACCUCAGGGGAAAAGACUGAUUUAUACAGUAAAGUGGGAAAAUGAUAACAAAGAUUUGAGUGCAAAUGAGACUCAGGCGACUGUGACUGAUCUGACUCCUGGAGAGAUCUACUGUUUUAAUGUCACAGCUGUGGCUGGAGACAACAAAACAGAGAGUGAUGAGAGAAUCAUUUGUCAAUAUACAAGUAAGAUAAUGAGCCUGCUUUCAAUUGUCACACCUUGAGGAGUUUGUGCUUCAUUCUUUGGUUUUCAAAUGUUUGCAACAUACUGAUUUCUGC
Messenger RNA from Poecilia latipinna (sailfin molly), 1831 nucleotides. RefSeq lists its product as uncharacterized. Lineage: Eukaryota; Metazoa; Chordata; Actinopteri; Cyprinodontiformes; Poeciliidae. The record is from RefSeq and is a predicted model, not a curated record. Gene Ontology annotation, molecular function: protein binding. The coding region runs from base 1 to 1776 and encodes 591 amino acids. The transcript is spliced from 6 exons.